AUGCUGCCCACCCGAUUCCUUCGCCCAGCAACUUCGCUGGUGCGACCCUUCAGCUGCUCUGCAGUGGCUGCCCGCGCCCCUUCCAUCAGAGACGUGACCAACGAUUCUGCCGAAGAAUUCAAUAGACGGCAGCGAGAGUUCCGCGAAAACCUCGAAGAGGCUCGCAAGAGAAAGGAACAGUUAGAGAGUCAGUCCGUCUCUACUUCCAAUGGUUCUUCGUCUUCCCCUUCCCGUGAGUCCGCUCCCACUGCUCCGAAUGUGAGCAAUGCGAGCUCUAUUGAUCGAGUUCGCCCCGCCUUUGAUGCGGCCGACGCUUUGGACCAUAAGGCACUGGGCUCACUCGCUAUGCACCGCUUUCUAGGAGAUGACCAGCAGCCUGAGAGCCCGUCCAAGCGCGGGCCACUGUCUUCGCUCAUCUACGGCACUAAGGAGGGCCAGCACUUCGAUAAGGACAUUGAGCGCUCCUUCUCGCAAGUCCUGGCUCGCGGCAAAUACGUCCAUUCGAUUGUUCUCCACGACGUCAAGCCGGAUAAGGUCGACGAGUAUGUGGAGCUGGUCGGCCAGUGGUACCCUCGUAUGGCUGGCAUUCCUGAGAACCGCGUCAACUUGGUCGGCAGUUGGCGUACACAGGUCGGCGACAAUGAUACAUUUGUUCACAUCUGGGAGUACCAGCGCUAUGCGGGUUACCACGAGUCCCUCCAUAAUAUUUCGAUCCAGCCUGAGUUUCAAGACUUCGACCGAAAACUUAAGAGCUUGAUCAAGAGCAAGAAGACAUCCCUCAUGCAGGAAUUUUCCUUCUGGCCCACGAGUCCGCCCCGCCGUCUGGGCGGUCUAUUCGAGCUCCGAUCGUACACACUGCACCCAGGAAACCUGAUGGAGUGGGAGAAUCACUGGCGCCGAGGCCUGACCGCACGACGCGAGACUAUGGAGGGCGUUGGAGCUUGGUUUGUCCAAAUUGGAGACCUUAACACGGUGCACCAUCUGUGGCAGUUUGCCAACUUGGAGGAGCGUAGAAUCCGGCGAGAACAAUCUUGGGAAGUCGAAGGGUGGGCCGAGACAGUCCACAAGACUGUACCCCUCAUCCAGACGAUGCAAAGCCGGAUUCUGGUCCCCAUGCCAUGGAGCCCAGUCGGUUAA
Penicillium chermesinum is the source of this 1137-nucleotide messenger RNA. RefSeq names its product NIPSNAP family protein. The transcript is spliced from 2 exons. Lineage: Eukaryota; Fungi; Ascomycota; Eurotiomycetes; Eurotiales; Aspergillaceae. The record is from RefSeq and is a predicted model, not a curated record. Gene Ontology annotation, cellular component: mitochondrion. The coding region runs from base 1 to 1137 and encodes 378 amino acids.